AUGAUGGCGGAGCAGGUGAAAUGCGCCUCGGCGGGGGGCGGCUCCGGAGCGGGCUCCGGGCCGGUGGUGAACGCGGAGCUGGAGGUGAAGAAGCUGCAGGAGCUAGUGCGCAAGCUGGAGAAGCAGAACGAGCAGCUGCGGAGCCGGGCGGCCAGCGCGGCCGCCGCCCCGCACCUGCUGCUGCUGCCGCCGCCGCCGCCCGCCGCGCCGCCCCCCGCCGGGGCCUGCAGCCCGUUGGGUCCGCGGAGCCCCCCGGCCGCCGCCGCCGCCGCCGCCUCGGGGGCUCUGGGGCUCGGGCUGGCGUUGGGCGCCGGCGGCGGCGGCAGCGGCGGCUCCAGCCCCGCGUUCUCGGGGACCUACUGCCUGCCCAGCCCGGCGCCCUCCCUGCUCUGCAGCCUGGCGCAGCCCCCCGAGGCGCCCUUCGUCUACUUCAAGCCGGCGGCGGGCUUCUUCGGCGCGGGCGGCGGCGGGCCGGAGCCGGGGGGCGCGGGGACGCCGCCGGGGGGAGCCGCCGCGCCGCCCUCGCCGCCCCCCACGCUGCUGGACGAGGUGGAGCCGCUGGACCUGGAGAGCGUAGCCGCCUGGCGGGACGAGGACGACUACACCUGGUUAUACGUUGGCUCUUCAAAGACAUUCACAUCAUCAGAGAAAUCCCUGAGCCCUUUGCAGUGGUGUAGACACGUCCUAGAUAACCCGACUCCGGAGAUGGAAGCAGCAAGGCGUUCCCUGUGCUUUAGACUGGAGCAAGCGAGCCGAUGGCGGAAUCCCUUCUCUUCAAAGGUCUCACUGGCUUUUCCUUACAGUCCUGUUGCAAGACUCAGCCCUUAUAGCAAUGGCAUUAAUACUCCCAGCUUCUCUAAAACCUCAAAUAAAGCAGUACUAACACCCGAAAGAACAGGUCACAGCUCCAGGGGCUCCCCUCUCAGCCCCCAGUCCUCUAUAGACAGUGAGCUGAGUACUUCGGAAUUGGAAGAUGAUUCUAUCUCCAUGGGAUAUAAGUUACAGGAUCUCACGGACGUUCAGAUCAUGGCUCGUCUCCAAGAAGAAAGUCUCAGGCAAGAUUACGCUUCCACCUCAGCAUCUGUGUCCAGACAUAGCUCCAGUGUGUCACUGAGUUCAGGAAAAAAAGGGACGUGUAGCGAUCAAGAAUAUGACCGCUUCAGUCUGGAGGAUGAGGAAGAAUUUGAUCAUUUGCCACCACCGCAGCCUCGUCUUCCAAGAUGUUCGUCUUUCCAAAGAGGCAUUCCCCACUCACAGACUUUCUCCAGCAUUCGGGAGUGUAGGAGGAGCCCCAGUUCCCAGUAUUUUCCUUCAAAUAAUUACCAGCAGCAACAGUAUUACUCACCUCAAGCCCAAGCUCCAGAUCAGCAACCAAAUCGGACCAGUGGAGACAAGCUCCGGAGAAGUAUGCCUAAUCUAGCUCGGAUGCCAAGUACAGCCGCGGUCACCAGCAACGCCAUCUCUCCGGUCACCGUGAGAAAUAGUCAGAGUUUUGACUCGAGCUUGCAUGGCGCCGGCACCGGGAUUUCGAGAAUACAGUCUUGUAUUCCCUCCCCGGGACAGCUCCAGCACAGAAUCCACAGCGUGGGGCAUUUCCCUGUGUCUGUGCGGCAGCCGCUGAAAGCCACGGCCUACGUGAGCCCCACCGUGCAGGGCGGCGGCAGCAGCACGCCUCUGUCCAACGGCCUCCAGCUGUACUCCAGCUCCGGCAUCCCCACACCAAACAAAGCCGCCGCGGUCGGGAGCGUGGGCCGCAGCGCCCUGCCCAGACCUUCACUGGCAAUAAACGGGAGCAACCUGCCUCGAAGCAAAAUUGCACAGCCUGUUAGAAGUUUCCUUCAGCCUCCAAAGCCUCUGUCUUCGCUCAGCGCUCUGCGGGACGGGAGCUGGAGAGACGGCUGCUACUGAUGCGGUUCGACGGGCCCCUGGAGCACGGGCAAGGAGUGGAAAUGAGGGUCGAGGUACCUAGCUGGCUAGGUAACCGUGAACGUCGGGAUAGUCUUUCCCUUCUGCAUUUAACAUAUUGACUGCAUUGUUUUUCAGCGGACCAAGCGCCAGAGACUAAUGAUUGCACUUAAAUAUUUGCCUGAGAGAAUACCGCACCGGUCUGGGAGCCGUGGUCGUGGUAUCGUGACACUUAGAUCUAGGGGGUUUUUGUAGAACUGCUACGUACCUGAACACUUUUCGAGGGGAUUGAGAUGUGUCGAUAAUACUUUCUUUGUCCUGAGUUUGUUAAAGUAACUUGUUCAGUUUACUUACGUGUUCUAAACAUCUUCCCAUUACAUGUUCGGUAUUUUAAUACAUUGCAUAUUUACAACUAGGUUCUAUAAUUUAUGCUUUGAAGUUUACUUUAUUAUAGUUUACAGGAAUUUUAUUUUUUGUGCCUAUUUCUUUUUACACCUAUGUGAACCACUAUGGAACAACUUAAAUUUUGUGCCAUAAAAAUAUUUUUGUGGUAAGGUACUAUUUUUUUAGCUCUAGGGAUAGAUCAGCAAAAAUCCACCAUACAAUUUGAAAGACCUAAUUUUAUGUUGAAUGAGCACAACCUGAGCUGAAGCAUCGCAAGGAAGUAGCCAGUUAGCGGCUCUUGUCAUUUUCUUUGUUAAUUUAUUGUCAUACAUGGGUUUCCGAUUUAUAAAGGCAUCACGGGCUCAUUGCACUUAAUACCUGCAGUGUUUGCUACUGUGCCACGAUUGAUUUUCACUACUUUAUUACAGAAGAUGAGAAACUGUAAUGUUUUAUUAACAAUGCUUCUGGAAAUGGAUGCAUUUUAAAGCAAAUAAAUCUUUUUGAUAGACCUUUUACAAAACCCAUUUGCACUAAUGAAUGCUUUCUUAUGGUAUAUGACUUAAUAUUUGUUACUGUGUACACUGCUCUUUUGGAAUGUUCAGAAAUAAAGACUAUUUCAGCAAUA
Molecule: messenger RNA, 2914 nt
Organism: Mustela lutreola (European mink)
Lineage: Eukaryota; Metazoa; Chordata; Mammalia; Carnivora; Mustelidae
Gene: SLAIN1
Product: SLAIN motif family member 1
Exons: 8
Coding region: 1-1908 (635 amino acids)
Biological process (GO): positive regulation of microtubule polymerization; microtubule nucleation; cytoplasmic microtubule organization
Cellular component (GO): microtubule plus-end
Source: RefSeq, a predicted model, not a curated record